AAUUAAUGCAAAAUGGGCUAUAUGGUAUCUUUCAUGUUAAAAAAAGGCAUGAGUGGCCUCUCAAUUAUCCCCGUGAUAUAGUUCAAAAACUUGGAAGCAUAUAUGGAUCUUAUUUUUCAAAG
Cetraspora pellucida is the source of this 122-nucleotide messenger RNA. The record is from the annotation of a GenBank genome assembly. Lineage: Eukaryota; Fungi; Glomeromycota; Glomeromycetes; Diversisporales; Gigasporaceae.